This is a messenger RNA of Aspergillus steynii IBT 23096, 582 nucleotides long. Its product is annotated as SDR family NAD(P)-dependent oxidoreductase. Gene Ontology annotation, molecular function: oxidoreductase activity, acting on the CH-OH group of donors, NAD or NADP as acceptor. Lineage: Eukaryota; Fungi; Ascomycota; Eurotiomycetes; Eurotiales; Aspergillaceae. Bases 1 to 582 code for a protein of 193 amino acids. The record is from RefSeq and is a predicted model, not a curated record. The transcript is spliced from 3 exons.
AUGUCCCUCGCAGGAAAGAUCGCCAUCGUGACCGGAGCCUCCCGCGGUAUCGGCGCCAGCAUCGCCCUCGAACUCGCCAAACAAGGCGCAUCUCAUUCCAAACCCCCCAAAUCGACAUCCUCAUCAACAACGCCGGCGCCUUCCACUGCGCCCCGCUCCCCACCACCACCCCCCGCCCAAAUAUCCACCAUCUUCAACCUCAACGUCCACGGCACGAUCCUCAUGACGCGCGCCGUCAUCCCACACCUGCGCGCCCCAGGCCGCAUCAUCAACAUGAGCUCAAUAGCUGCGCGACGCGGAUCCAGCGGCGGAAGCAUCUACGCGGCAUCGAAGGCCGCGGUGGAAGGGUUUACGCGGGCGUUGGCGUUCGAUAUCGUGGCGCCCGGGGCGACGGAAUCGAGGAUGCUGAGGGAGGAGGUACCUAGGGAGUUGGUGGAUUUUAUGACGAUGAGUACGCCUCUGGAGAAGAGGGUGGGAAGGGCGGAGGAGGUGGCGAAGGUGGUGGUUUUUUUGGCCGGAGGGGAGGCUGGUUGGGUUACUAGGCAAACGGUUUGUGUUAGUGGGGGGUUGAAUAUGGUUUAG